Molecule: messenger RNA, 897 nt
Organism: Dipodomys spectabilis (banner-tailed kangaroo rat)
Lineage: Eukaryota; Metazoa; Chordata; Mammalia; Rodentia; Heteromyidae
Product: protein FAM170A-like
Exons: 4
Coding region: 1-897 (298 amino acids)
Biological process (GO): fertilization
Cellular component (GO): nucleus
Source: RefSeq, a predicted model, not a curated record
AUGAAGCAAAAACAGAAAAGGAAACAUCUGGAAAGGACAUUCUGCCCUGAAGGUGCAAAGAAGUCAAGAGAAUGCCGGAAGCUUCAAAAGGGUGUCCCCCAGACUCGUGCCGCGGUCCAGGCAUGGAGUCCAGCACCUGGAGAUGACUUCUCUACCUCUGAAUAUUUCUCCUGUGUCUCCUCUCCAAGCAAGCUUGCCCUUGCCCAUAAGGAGGCCAUUCUCAAGUUCACCGCUGCGCUCAUUAUUCCCAUUCACAAUCCACAUUCCCUCACAGAGAGCCUGUUUCAUCUGCCUUAUGCUAACACAAACUCCAGGAAACUCAUGAAUGUGGAGGACCUAGAAACAUGCUCCCCAAUUCUGCGCAAUGACUUUCCUGGGGAUAACAGGCCUUCUACGUCUUCAGCUCUCAUGAGAAACGAAAGAAUCAUGAAGGUUUACUACAUGCAUGUCCAGCUGAAAAGGGGAGUGGCUGUUUUAGAGGAUACAAAAGGCGGACUGGAACCCCCCAAAAAGAAAAUGAGAAUUGAGUCCAUUGCAUUCCCUGAGAAGAUCCGAGCAGAAGUCAACCACUCCGAUGUGCUUACCCACGAGCUCCUACACGACAGUGAGUUCAACUCGGAUGACGAAGGCCAGGAGAAGCUGGGAGAGGCCGAGAGCCUCGCCCAGCCCGCGACUGCAGAGGAGAGGUCCAGGGCGAGGACCCCCGAGUGGCUGGUGGCCAUGAACAGUGGCUAUCGGUGCAUGGCCUGCUGCCGGGUCUUCCCCAGCCUGGCGGUCCUGCAGGAGCAUGUGGAGAAUGGGGUUAACGAGGGCUUCAGCUGCCACGUUUUCCACCAAGUCUUCGGCUGGCUGAAGAGCAAACGGAAGAAAGGGAGGGACAAGAUGAAGAAGAACUAA